UAUAAAUCUUAUUUAAUUAUGAGCGAAAAUCCAUUUGAGGUCUUAAAAGAAGACAUGGAAAAUGAAGAAGUUUAUUUAAAAGUAAAUGCAAUGCAUAGAGUGAGAGUUGUAGCCACUUUGUUGGGUAGUGAUAAAAUAAAGUCAUAAUUAAUACCAUAUUUUGAAAGUAAUAGAAAUGAUUUAAACUAGCUCUGUUAAAGAAAGAAGACGAUGAAGUACUUUUUGCAUUGGCUGAAGAAUUGGGAAAUAUUGCGUAAUGAUAUUUGCUUAUAAUUAGUUAAAUCAUCCCAAAUUAAUCAUCAUGCCUCUUGGCAUUGCUUGAAUAAUUGGCAGGCUUUGACGAAACCGUUGUAAGAGAACAAGCCGUGAGAUCCAUCACAAUAGUAUGUGGAUUUUUGGGAGACAACGAAAUAGCCAACACUAUUGUACCCAUGGUAACUUUUUGUUUAACAUAUUUUAUAGAUUAUUAGAUUAGCUUCAAAUGAUACUAAUUUUACAUGUCGUGUAUCCGCAGUCAGUUUGAUGUGUCCAUUGUAUGCCAGAGCAGGCAAUCAGAAGGAGAAAAUCAGAUAGUAAUUCAAAUUUAAAUAUUAAUUAGAAAGUUUACUGAGUUAUGCAGCGAGGAAACACCUAUGGUAAGAAGAGCAGUGGCUACUAAAAUUGGGGAAAUUGCUUAAUUUAUGGAUAAGAUCCAUGUGAUUCAGGAUUUGAUUCCUGUUUUAAAGCAACUUUGCCAAGAUGAAUAGGAUUAAGUUAGAUUAUUGUGCAUGGAAAGUUUAAUGAAUAUUGCAAAGAUUUUAAAUAGCGGGGAGAAUAAGACCAAUAUUCUACCUCUUAUUAUUUAAUCAGCUGAAGAUAAAUCAUGGAGAGUGAGAUUGGCAUUGUCUAAAAUAUUUGCAGAUGUAAAAUAAUAAUUGAUAUUCAAUUAGUUAGCAGAAGCUGUGGGCAAGGAAAUUGCAGAUUCCUCACUUAUUUAGAUAUUCUCUAAUUUGUUAAAAGACACAGAAUGUGAUGUCAGAGUAAUUGCAGUUAAAAGUUUGGCUAGAUUCAUCAAAUUUGUGUCACCAGAAAAAUUAAAUUUGAUAGUUCCACUUUUGUAACUCUUAUCGAAGGAUCCAUUCUCAUAAGUUAAAUGUAUUGAAUAUUGCGAAUUAUAGAAAAUGCAUGCGAAGUCAUUGGUCAAAUUGCUUCACUUUUGCCAAAAGAAUACAGUCAAAGCAAAUUAUAACAAUACUUAAUUGAUUUAAUGGCAGAUGACAAUUAGGAUGUAAGACGAAACGCAGCCAAAUCAGCAGGACAAUUUGCAGCUGCCAUUGGUCCAGAGGCUUUAAAUCAAUUUGUGCCUUUCCUCAAAAAAUGUAUGGAUGAUCCAAAAUGGAGAGUUAGAAAGGAGACUAUGCAAACUAUCAUUUAAUUGGCCUUGUACAAUUUUCAAUAUUUAUGUUUUAAGGACUGUCAAGAAUCCUGAUGUCUUUAAUAAGCAAUUGGAAUCAGUUUUUGUAAUGUUUUUAAAAGAUAGAGCAGCUGAAGUGAGAUCUAUGGGAUUAAGCUAAUUGCCUGCUUUGAUUGCUACUUACAAGUAAGAGUGGGCUGUGGGCAACUUCUUAUCCAAAUGUGUGGAAACCUUAUCUAAGGAUGUUGGAUCACUGUAUCGAAUCAAUGCGCUUUAUGCAAUCCAACAAAUUUCUUUUGCCGUUGAUGGCCCUGUUGCUCAGGAUAGAUUGUGGCCCAUCGUAUAGAAGUGCUUGAAAGACACUGUUCCCAAUAUAAGAUUUGUCAGCAUUAGGGUUGCUAAAUCUUUGUCAAAGAAAAUUGAUAACUAAUAAACUUUGAAUCAAAUUAAAUAGUAUUUUCGAAUUAAAUAUUUCAUAGAGCAAUUAAUGAAUUAAUCGAAGACCCAGAUAGAGAUGUUAAAUUUUAUGCAUAAGAAGCGUUAUAAAAUUGAAUGUCCAAAAUAAUAUAUAUAUAAUUAUAUAAUUAUAUAC
This is a messenger RNA of Paramecium octaurelia, 1985 nucleotides long. The record is from the annotation of a GenBank genome assembly. Lineage: Eukaryota; Ciliophora; Oligohymenophorea; Peniculida; Parameciidae.